GGAAAAAAUCGACAAACUCCAAUGCGCAGGCUUAUAAGAAAUUUACCAGAAGUUGCUGAAAAGGUUAUGGACAAAUGCAUUACCGAAGCUACAAAAUUAGUCAAGAAGAAUGGUGAAAAUGUUGAAAAAAAGAUUCCCCAAAGACAUUACAUGGUAAACUUUUUGGAAAAUCUUGAUGAUACAAAAGAAUAUAAGAAUCAGACAGAUGAAAUACAAAAUCACUGUCUGACAUUGAUAAUGAAAUCGAACCGACGUGAACUGAUGUACCAUCCACUUGUAAAAAGAAUUUUGAAGCACAAAUGGGAAAACAAAAACCUGAGAAUUUUUUAUUGGCUGGCAUUUCUGCUCUAUAUUUCUUUCAUGGGUUUGUUCAAUGUUUUCAUGAUGACAAUUCCGCCGCCCUACGCUAUAAAUAUCACAUCAAAUUCAAAUGGAGAAAUGUGUGUACAGAUGGUACCUGAGGCUCAAAGUGUAUGGGGUGAUUCUUGCGUUGCAAAGCGCGGUCUUUGGUACGUCGGAUACGCUUCAGGUUGCCUAGCUUUUCUUAAUCUACUGAAAGAGUUUUUCCAAGUUCCCGGAGAAAAACUUGAUUACUUCAAGAACGCAACAAACUGGAUUGAACUAUUUUUGUUUUGUACUUCGAUAGCAACGGUUUUUCCAUUUACUUCUUUCACGCGAAAGUACGGAAUAUUAGAGGAAUGGCAGUGGAAAAUGGGGACAAUUGAUAUCUUUCUCUCUUGGAUUGUUUUAUUGUUGUUCGUGGAAGCAAUACCAAACUUCAACCUCGGAAUUUAUGUUGUGAUGUUUAUAAAGAUCCUUAAAACAUUUUUCAGAUUUUCCAUUGUUCUGGCUCUUUUUGUUUGUGCAUUCGGAUUCAGUUUUUAUAUCGUUUUUCAAAAUCAGAUUGUUUUUGGAAAUUUAUGGAACUCGGUUUUGAAAACAAUUGUCAUGAUGAUUGGGGAAAUCGAAUAUGAAUCAAUUUUCACAGCGGAACACACGAGCUCUGAAUAUUCCGACCAGGUAUACUACGAAGUAGUAUCUUACAUCGUAUUUGUUGCAUUCUUGAUAAUUAUGAGCAUCAUCGUGAUGAAUAUGUUGGUUGGUUUAGCUGUGGAUGACAUUAAAGAAGUUAUAAAAGAGGCAGAAAUGGAAUCAAGAGUCUUGUAUGUGGACUUACUGUUAAAGACAGAAAAGAUGUUACCCUGGAAAAGUACUAGUACAAUGUAUAGUCCCAUACCUAAGAGUAAAUUAACUUGGUACGGGAAAGAUUCUAAAUGGAUUGAAGUUUCAGAUGAAGGUUCAUCAGAAUGGAUUGGAAUCACUGACGAUUUGGAAGAAAUAAAAGAUGCUCAAACAUCAAUCCGGGGAAGAAAAACAAAAGACGAAGCUGUUAAAAAUCAAGUGAACAAGCUGCGCUUACGAGUAUAUGAUGUUAACAAACGCGCUCAAAGCAUUGAAACCAUGAUGAAAAUGCAUAUGGGAAAGAAUAAAUAUGAUUGGAAAGAUGAUAACGACGAUCUUGAUCUUUGAAUAUGUUUUUCUGUUUGGAACAUACUCGACUUUAUUGUUCAAUUGGAGCGCGCGCGAGUCAUUGACCCGCACAUAAUUAUAAUUUGAACAAACAACUAGAACUGUUUGCCACAGAUUCCCUAUUUGUUGACAAGUGGUGUAUAGUUUGUUCAAAACAACAAAAACGUCAUUUAAGUUACUGUUUUGGUAAACAGGAUUUAAAUUCUCUUCAGCGUUGGUUUUUUUAUGAUCCUAACUCUAACUAUAUUUUCCUAUACAAUUAAAAGCCAUAGUAUAAUCAAAAAGGAUCUUCUAUGUUCUUAUUAUUCUUCCAGGUAAAUUGCAAAGCACCUAAAACACGGUGGAAAUGAAAUAUCCACAGACACUGACCUCAAAAAUUACCGCUCAAUUCGCCCGUCAAAUAUUGAGACUAUCUUCUCCAGUUGUGCGCAAUCUAUUUCAAAACUACUCAUAUCUUAAAUAUAUUUUCGACAAUGUUCAUAUAUACGAAUUACAAAAUAAAUCAUGAAUUUGAACAAAAAAUUCCCAGAAUAAAUUUUACAUUCUAUACAUCUAUUUUGUUCAAUCUCAAGCUCUGAAACAAGGGCAAGUAAUGGAAACUCAUUAAAACCGUCUUGAUCUUGACUGCAAUCUGCAAUCGUUUUUUAUUUAUCAAAUUAGAUUUUUAAAAGUAUAGUUAGUAUUGCGAGAUUUGUCAUGAGAUUUUGGAUGCUAUAUUUUUUUUAUUAGGAUCUAAACGUACAAUUACAAAUAUACAUUUUGAGAUCUAUAAUGCUUUCCAAUGCAAUGAACAUGUAUAUAUGUGAAUAAAGUUUUUUGUUAACGCA
Styela clava is the source of this 2357-nucleotide messenger RNA. NCBI's taxonomy places the organism in Eukaryota, Metazoa, Chordata, Ascidiacea, Stolidobranchia, Styelidae. The record is from RefSeq and is a predicted model, not a curated record.